Messenger RNA from Ilex paraguariensis (yerba mate), 3299 nucleotides. Lineage: Eukaryota; Viridiplantae; Streptophyta; Magnoliopsida; Aquifoliales; Aquifoliaceae. The record is from the annotation of a GenBank genome assembly.
CUCUCUCUCGCAAGGGGUUUUCUGAUACUCCUCGGCUCACGAUCUUGAGUUUAAAUCUUCAACACGAGCUUAGAGACUCCCUCCAAGAGGGAAGAACUUUCAGAAACCCUCGUUGCUUUCCAACUCCAUCUCUCGUUUUCCAAUUAAUUUUCCUUUUUUCUACACCUACGCAUGUAUAUUUUGAAUUCUUUGAAGCUAUAGACAGAUUGGGGGAUAAAGAAUGAUCGUUAGAACUUACGGUCGUCGGAAUCGAAGCAUGACAAGAAGCUACUCUGACUCAGCCUUUAACGACGACGUUUCAGAUGGAUUUGAUGAUUCUUUAUCCCAAGAAAACCCGCAAGAUGUUUAUAAUUUCGCAUUCUCGUCUCAAGAUUCAACUCGCUGGUCAUUCGAUUCAGAACCGUACGGCUCAGUUCCUUCGAGUUCGUCACAGGAUUCGCGUCAAUUGGAUAUUUUGCCAUCAAGAAAGCCGGUGAUUGGAGGGAAUUUUGAGAAUGGAGAUGGGGUUUCCCGGAAACCGAAGAAGGCAAAAAUUGAGAAGAGUAGGAAAAAUGGGAUUAUCCCAAAAAAGUUGAAAUCGAAGGAAUUGGGACCAGUUUCAGUGACGCACACGGUAGCUACGGCGACUUUGAUGGAGACUCAGGAGUUCGGAGAGAUGAUGGAGCAUGAGGAUGAGGUGAAUUUUGCAUUGGAUGGAUUGAGGAAAGGCCAGCCGGUGAGGAUUCGGCGGGCGAGUUUGUUGUCGUUGUUAUCAAUAUGCAGCACAACUCAACAGCGGCGGCUUUUGAGGACUCAUGGGAUGGCAAAAACAAUUAUUGAUGCUGUUUUGGGACUCAGCUUUGAUGACUCACCUAGCAACCUGGCUGCUGCAGCUAUCUUCUACUUUUUGACCAGUGAAGGUCAAGAUGAUUACCUUUUGGAUUCACCCAGUUGCAUCUGUUUCCUAAUUAAAUUGCUGAAACCACUCAUCUCUCAUUCUACUAAAAGUAAAGUACCGACCAUCGGCUCUAAACUUCUAGCAUUACGCAUGGAUGCUGAUACCUUACAAGAUGCAAAUAAAGGAGUUGAUUCCACAUCUGCUGCGAUUACACAAAAGGUUCAGGAAAUUUUUGUCAAUUGCAAGGAAAUGAAGUCAAGAUAUAGAAAUGAGAAUGCGAUAGAAAUGCCCGAGUUGAGCCCAAAAUGGAUUGCUUUGUUGACAAUGGAGAAAGCUUGCUUAUCUACCAUUUCUCUUGAAGAUACCUCUGGCACUGUGCGGAAGACUGGGGGCAGCUUCAAGGAAAAAUUACGAGAACACGGAGGACUUGAGGCGGUUUUUGAUGUCGUUAGGAAUUGUCAUUCCACUAUGGAGGGAUGGUUACAACAAAGUUCAUCUUCAGGUCGGGGGUCUAAAGAUAAUGUAGAUCUAGAAAGCUUAGUGCUGCUUCUGAAAUGUUUGAAAAUCAUGGAAAAUGCCACAUUCCUGAGUGUGGAUAAUCAGAGCCAUUUGCUUGGUAUGAAAAAAAACUUAAACUCUCAGCACUCCCCCCAAUCUUUUACGGAACUCAUUUUAAGUGUCAUAAAGAUUAUCUCAGGUGUUUCCUUUCUCAAAAGUUCUUCAAGUAGUCUUGCUGAUGUGAAGUUCUCCAAUCUCUCUAAUGGGACUGAUUACGCUGCUGAAUUUUCUUUAUUGGCAUACGACAAAGUGGACAGCAGUGAGGUCGUAUCCAUCAGUUCUGCUGUAAGGGGCUGUAGCAUGGAGCAGACAGCCGCUUGUAAGAGCCUCAAUUUAUCUCAUAACAGUAAAUGGUUGUCUGCUGGUCAGUCGGGAUAUUCUAAAACCAGUUCCAAAACCACCUUAUCUGUUGCUGACACUUGCUUGUUGAAGAUGAGAGUCAAUUGUUCUACUUCUGACUCAUGCAGUGGACCAUCAAGCACUUCCAAUAUUGGGAAACGUGUUGGUAAAAAUGGUUCAAGGAUGAAAUUUGGUUUUGGUGAAGGACCCAAGGUUGACACCAAAUUAGAACUUCUGGAGGACAGCCUGGAUCCUUUCGCUUUUGAUGAAGAUGAUUUUAGACCAACCAAGUGGGACAUACUAUCAGGGAGACAAAUAGUGUCUCAAACGCAAAAAAGCAGGGCAGCAGGUGAAGGACAUGAAGAUGGGUUCCAAUCUCUAUUGAUGUUGAGCCAACAAGAAUCAAGCAACAUGGAAAAUCAUCAUUCUUGUGAAGCUUCUUGUUCAUCUGCUCUUAGCAACGAAAAGUCCAACCUUCUGGCUGACUGCCUUCUUACUGCUGUUAAGGUUCUGAUGAACUUAACAAAUGACAACCCUGUGGGCUGUCAGCAAAUUGCUGCCUGCGGGGGGCUAGAAACUAUGUCUUCAUUGAUUGCUGGACAUUUCCCAUUGUUCAGUUCGUAUUUCCCUCCCUCCAGUGAGCUAAGAGAAAAUGGGCUGUCAUCCCAGUCUAGUAUCGAAGUUGAGCAUCAGAAUGACCGGCAUCUAAAUGAUCAACAGUUAGAUUUUCUUGUUGCCAUUUUGGGAUUGCUUGUAAACUUGGUUGAAAAGGAUGGCUGCAACAGAUCGCGGCUUGCAGCUGCCCGUGUCUCAUUUCCCGCCUGUGAAGGGUUGGAGGAGGAGGGUCGUAGGGAUGUAAUUCCACUACUGUGCUCCAUCUUUUUGGUAAACCAGGGGGCAGGUGAGGCAGCUGGAGAGGGAAAACAAGUAACCUGGGACGACGAGGACUCUGUGUUACAGGGGGAGAAAGAAGCUGAGAAAAUGAUUGUAGAAGCUUAUGCAGCUCUCCUUCUUGCCUUCCUUUCAACUGAAAGUAAGAGCAUUCGUAAUGAUAUUGCUGAAUGUCUUCCGGAUAACAACAUGGCGAUUCUUGUACCUGUGUUAGAGAGAUUCGUGGAAUUUCAUUUGGCACUAAACAUGAUCUCACCGGAGACUCACACGACAGUGCUUGAAGUAAUUGAAUCAUGUAGGAUGCCUUGAGAGUUCAAGAUGAUCGACAAUAUGUACAGCUUCAACCUUCAUUUGAACCCAUCAUGCGUGACUUGAUGCCAUAUUUGGUAGUAUUGCUGCAGAAACUGUCAAACCAACGAUGGGUCUGUGUUAUAGUCGGUUUGACCCCCUCCCCCUUCCUUUUUUUCUUUUGUAAUUUUUGGUCUCUUCCUUUUGAAUUAUUUUUGCAGCCUUUCACCAGGGUGAGAUGCUUAGAUAACAACUAAUACAGCAAAAUGUAGUCAAAAUUUUCUGUGCACAUUCACUGUAAUUUGUAAUUGUAGUUUUGUUAUAGUGGUUACCUGUUGCUCGUUGC